Neolamprologus brichardi is the source of this 2114-nucleotide messenger RNA. The record is from RefSeq and is a predicted model, not a curated record. Lineage: Eukaryota; Metazoa; Chordata; Actinopteri; Cichliformes; Cichlidae.
UUAUGACUGCAGGAAUCCUAUCUACGGGCAGACUGUGAACCCUCAUAACCCCCAGAAGACUCCUGGUGGUUCAACUGGUGGGGAGGCAGCUCUCAUUGGGGGAGGGGGCUCCCUGCUUGGUAUUGGCACUGAUCUAGGUGGCAGUAUCCGUCUUCCGUCUUCAUUCUGUGGAAUCUGUGGUUUCAAGCCAACUGCUCACCGACUGAGUUUACAGGGUUUUCGUUCAAUUUGUCGAGGACAAAAGUCAGCGUCGUCAUCUCCUGGACCCAUGGCAAGAGAUGUGGACAGCCUGGCUCUGUGCAUGCAGGCACUUCUUUGUGACCACAUGUUUUCUUUGGACCCCACUGUUCCACCAUUACCUUUUAACAUGGAGAUAUACAGAAGCUCCAGACCUCUUAGGAUUGGUUAUUUGGAAAAUGAUGGCUACUUGCAACCGACUCCAAGCAUGGUCCGAGGUGUCAGAGAGGUCAAAGCUCUGUUAGAGCAAGCGGGACACACAGUAAGACGUCACCACACACAUGUAAUCGUUACUGGUCUAUAUGCAGAUGGUGCUACCACCCUUCUACAAAAACUGAAAGGGGGACUUCUGGACCCUUCUCUGAAGCAGCAGGUUUUUAUACACUCGCUCCCUAAGUGGUUUAAGAAAAUCCUUUCCUUCCUACUAAAACCUGUGUCACCUCGUCUGUCUUCCAACAUUAGUGCUAUUUGUGGAGUUCGAUCUGUUUCCGAUCUGUGGAAGCAACAUGCUGCUGAUGAGGACUAUAUUCAAGAGACAAUAGCACAUUGGAGGAGCUGCAAUAUCGAUGUGCUGUUGUCCCCCAUGAUAGGGCCAGCCAGCAGGUUAUUGCACGCUGACAAAGUUCCAACUGCUGUCAGUUGCACGAUGCUCUAUAAUCUCUUAAAAUUUCCCGCUGGUGUAGUCCCUGUUUCCACAGUGACUGCGAAGGAUGAGGAGGAACUAAAGCACUAUAAGGGCUGUUAUCAGGACAGUUAUGACAAGUCCCUGAAAGAGGCAGUGACUGGUGGCGAGGGUCUACCUGUGGCGGUUCAGUGUGUUGCUCUGCCGUGGCAGGAUGAGCUCUGCCUGCGCUUCAUGAAGGAAGUGGAACAACUGGUAAAAGAAAGCAAGAAGCUUUCUUUCUCAGUCUCACAGGAGAGGCUGCAGACUUCAGAGGCAACGUGUUAGCUUGAGUAAUUAAAUUUUAACAGUUAAAAUUCAGGUUAAAGUCAAGGCAGUUUUAUUUCUUUAUGCCAAAAUCACAUGUAAAGGUCCUUCACAGGGAAUGAACAAAUAAAUACAUACAGCCAUUAAUAAAUGGAACAGUACAUUUAAAAAAAUUGAAAUCACUAAGAUAUUAAAACAGACACAAUUUAUAUGUAUAGGAGUGUUUGUGUGCCUUCUUAUUCAGUCACAAUGACGGAGAUAUUCAUGAUACAAUAUCUGGGUUACAGAAAGCUGGAGGACGCAAUGAACUAAGUUAAAAAUCAGCAUCUGCUGUCAGUCAGGAUAAACGUAUUGAUACUAUUUUUAUGAGAAAACGUUAGGGGACCAUUCGUCCUCGUCAUACUCGAGAGGUCAAAGUAGAUUCUGCUGCCCGAUAUUUAUCCUGUAAUAUAUGCUUCAGCACAGUAAGAUGUAUUAAACCCGCUAAAUAAUGCUCUUUUGUUUUCUUUAGACUUUUAAGUCCACUAAUUGUCUGUUGACAGCUCCCUUCUGACAUGUAACAGUCUCCUGGCAGCUCUCACUCAAUUACUUUGAAACUAAAAACUGCUAUUCUUAGGUGAGCUCUACUGAUUAUCAACUCCUUCCCUAUGAAAAGUUACUGCGUGUGCCGUUAAUGCGCAGUGAUUUACAAUAGACAUACAUUUUGUUUAACAUGCCAUUUACCAGAUGAUUUCUAUUUUGGAGUUUUUCUUUUAAUCAUAACAAGUAAGUGCUAAAAUGUUUAAGUUGGGUCAUGACUAGUUCAAUUUUCCUUGCAUGGUUGGUCAAAGCUUUAAAAUUAACAUUUUGUAAAUAAUGUGUAAUUAGCACAUGGAGCCAUCUGGUAAAUGGACUGGUUCUCUCUCCACUCUUCUACUGUAAGCACCCAAAGUGCUUUAUUUAACAUGUG